UCAAUACAAACAAGACUCCUCGGAAACGUGGGGCUGUUUACAUGCACGUCGUUUUCAAUGAACUACAGAUUUCCUGAGGACAGACCGGAAGUCAUGAUGCACCGGAAUGGUUUGAGAGGACUCCACUGAAAGCUGAAGUGAUGUCUCUGACUUCACUGCUGCGGAUGAGGCUCAGCAGCAGAUGCAGCGCAAAUCAGAUACUUCAAAUAAGAGCUCUAUCAGGAGCCGAUGCUGUUAAUGCGCUCCGGCCCUUUUACUUUGUGGUACACCCUGACUUCUUUGGCCAGCAUCCGAAAGAGAGGGAGGUGAAUGAAAACUCUCUCAAAAGAUUAAAUGGCUAUUUGGAGAGUCUUCAAAAGCCAGGCUUUAUGUCUGUCAAGCCUACAAAACUCACUUUUUAUCUCCGGGACAUAAGGGAGGAAACCGAGAGCAACAAUGGCGUGCAGCAUUCUGGAUUCCGUUUGGUGACUUUCACUCUGCAGGCUAAAGAUGUCCUGUGUGCAGUUGUGGAUGUUUUGAAGUCCUGUAGCUUGUCAGUGGAACACAUGCAGGGACUCACUGCCAAAAGCCAAAACUCAGCACAGCAAGGUGGAAUUCCUUUCUAUCGUCCAAUUAAAUGGGAUAAGACGUACUACACGUUCACAGGUUUCCGAGACCCAGAGCAGGAGCUGGAGCAGGCAAAGAAAGUGGAACCCACACUCAGCCUGUGGCUGAGGAACAAUCAACGAGAGGCCAGUAAGAAGCAGAAAGCCAGCGUUCCCAGACGAGCCGAGCUGAAGAGACUGAAGAGAGAGCUUAUUGAAAAACUGGGCCUGCUUGAUAUCAGGUGGCAGCGCAAAUGGGGCAUUGCACACAGAUGCUGUCAGAUGCAGAGUUUGAGCCGCCUCUCUUUACAGAACCCAGAGGCCAUGCCUAACCUCAGAGGGCACACAAUAGUCUUUACUGACCAGUCAGGAAUGAAUGCCUCAGGCCAUGUGAUGCUGGGGACAAUGGAUGUGCAUCAUGAGUGGACAAAGCUCUUCGAGAGGUUGCCCAGUUACAGCAGUCUGUUGCAGCAGACAGAGUGGCUAAAGGAUAGGAUCAGUUUCCUGUUAGGAGGGAUCCAGGUGAUCCAUAUGGAGCGUGUGGGUCUGGUAUUGCCUCUGGAAGACCACUAUAGCACCCUCAGCACCUUUCACGAGAGACUGCUGCCUCACAGACUCGCCCUCCACCCUCGCAGCCUACAGGGACUCGCCAUGACCCUAGAAAAUGACCGUACUAGCCCUAGCCUCCAUGAGAUGGGCCACUUCAUCGUCCCCACCAUAUGUGAUCCUGUUCACCUACAGAACUUCCUUCAGAGUAACGCCCCUGAGGCCCGCAGACGUCUGCAGCGCAAGGAGCAGUUAGAGGCUGAGGAGGAGGAUGUGGUGUCCAUUUGCGUGCAGGAUCUGUCUCUGUGGAGUCUGUCCAAAGAGCCCAGUGUCUCCAGCAGUCAGAUGAUCCCAUGCUGCAGGCGUUUGAUCGAGGAGAGGUCUCCUUAUAUGAAGGGCCUGCACCUCUGUGUCUCACACUUCUACUCUGUCAUGCAGGAUGGUGAUCUGUGUAUACCUUGGGAUUGGAAGGGUUGACACACUCUCACAGAUGUUCAAAUACAAGCACUGUGUGUUUGCUCAUGUAGGUAUGCAGGCUUGCGGUGAAGCUGUGGCUUAUAUGUAGUAUGUUCUUGAAUGCACUUUGGUUUUGUGAUGCAAGCAGAUGGAUGGUCUGCUCGUAAAGCCAAGAGAAUUUGUGAAAGGAGCUUGUGUGGAUUGUUUCAGGAUGUCGUUUAUUUGUACUCUAAAUGUGAGCACUUGAGGAGUAGUUUCAUUUCAGUUUGCUGCAUGUGUAGGCCAUGAGCCAAAGGUUCAGUCAGGAUGCUUCGUGUCAGAGUGACCGUUUCAGUUGAAAUGCAGAAUCUGAAAGCAACCAUGACAACGUUGUUAUUGUGGCUGUCGGCCACAUAAUUCCUGGAAUUAAUGUAUGUUACCAUGGAGUUUACCUUUUAAAAGGCAAUUAGUAUUAAGAGUCUCUUUCUUGAGUACUCUGAUUAACGCUGUAUAACUCAACAAGUAAGUGCCAGAGGAGAUAAGGAAUAAGCUUUGCAGUACUGGCAAUCUACACUGCCUGAACGAGUUACUGUCUAUGUGAUGCAUCUAAGGUCCAGUAGAUGGCGCUCCUCUACAGAGUUAAAAAUCCACUGGACAUGUACCCAAAAAAAAAUCCAUUCCACUACAUUAUCAAUAAUUUGUCCUCAUAACUCAGUUUUACAUUUCAUGUAAUAUUCUAUAACAUUGAAUUAAGAUUAUAAAUGGUUAUUACUGUGUUAAAUAUCUGACUACAAGAUUUAACACUCUCAUACUUGUAAAGAUUUUUUUUGGGGGGGGGGAGGUUUUUGGUCUCAAGGCCACUUUUGAAGGUCUCUGUAUCGUCUCAGAAUUUUUACUCGGUCUUGUCUUGGACAUAAGACUCGGGAUUUUAUUUCAAGUCUGGUCAAAACCACAACUAUGGGGAUUUCACUAAAUUGUCUAUGCAUUGUCUGAUUUAUUCGUUAACAUCAUUACUGUGAUUGGAUGGAAAACUUCCUGCUUCAAAUGCGACCAAUAACAUGAUUCAUUGCUAAUUUUGAAAUUUUUCUUCCUGUUAACAGCUGUCACCCCUCCCCCCCCUUCACACACACUGGUCUGGUCCUGCUCUUUGACUCGGUCUCGCCCUGUCUUGGUCUUUGUCUCGAUACACUUAACUACAACACUACUUAAAUCUAUUCUCUUUAUCUUUCUGUAGGAACACUUAUGUGAGUGCCUAUUUUAAGUGAGUGUGUCUCCUAGUUAAAUAUGCACAUACACUAUGUGGACACCUGACCUUCACAACCAUAUGUUGGUCGUCUCCACACUGUUGCCACGUGAUUGGUUGUAUUCAGUCAUGUGACUUUUGCUUAUGAGUUUACUUCCAGUGAAUGAAGUGGUGGUCAGGCAAACCGAUUCGGCCGCCGUUAUGUAAAGAGCUAGUGAAACUGUGUCUGACUAUUUUCGCAGUUUAGAGGCUAAUGCACAGUCAAGAUACCUUGAGAAAGUUGCUUUUCAUAAUGAGAGAGAUUAAGAAAGAAGGAUUUUUUUCCUAUGAUUUGAAAAAACUAUCCAGCUGCUGAGUUCCCCGACAUCUCAAACUACCUGGUGCUGCAGACAUCGUUCUACAUGGAAAAACGGAUGAAAAUCUGGAAGAGCAUGGAGGUGUACAACUUAUGUGGUUGCGUUAAAGAUCUGUGGAUCAAGACACUACAAGAUAAAUCCUGUAUUGUUUAUGCCUGGGUAAAUAGGCAUUUAUGGGCUUUCUGUAUGCAUCUUUGUAAUGACUGCUAGGACACAAGUUUUAGUAUCGGGUGUAAACAAACUACAGCUGCUCAAUUCUCGAUCCUCCCUGCUCUUCUCUUUCAGAUAAAUCAUUCACAAAGAAACCCCUUUAAACACCUGGGUAUUAGUGUAUUCUAUGAAACAGGACAGAGAAGUUAUCAUGGCUCGCUGUAACUGCAUGGUCAGGAAAAUAGUUUCGUGCUGUUAACUUGUGAGCUCUGCUUUUGUUUACAUAGAUCAUCGCAAUUACCUUAUCUGUCUAGUUCGGAGUAGGAGCCCAAGCUACAUCAUCGUGCUUGUAAACAUUCCUAGGACAUCCUGAUAAAGUGAAAACAUGCAUUAGUUUACAAUAUGUCGACCGUGAUCAAACAGUAAACAAAAACACUUGAUCUAAACUUCAGAACAUCAUGAAAUAACAGAAAAUGGCAAGAAAAAUCUUCUGCGAAUCCAAACGAAAUAAAUCGGAGGAAUUAACAAACCUUUCACAAAGUAAUUACGGCAACCUUGUGUGUUCUUUGACUCGGCUCCCUUCAAUCGCAGUGAAAGGUUCAAAAGCCACCUUUCUCAUCGUCUUUUGGUAAAAUCCUUUGCUUGUUCGCCCUUUGUCACUUCACAGGGAACCCGGGAAAAACUUUUUUUCAGUUUCACGCUUUGUUCGAUUCAAGCGGCCCGAAACACGCUAGCGCAGGGCAUUUUCACGACUAGCAAGACACCUCAGCGACAGUAACGGUUUAUGAACAGUGAGCUCAGUUGACCACCACUUCACGUCUUGCGUAUCUAAUGAGGCAGAUGUAACGUCAGAUCCAACCCACCUGUUGUCUAGAAUGUCUUUGUAUGCUGUAGCCUUAAGAUUUCUCUUCACUGGAACAUGACCGUGCCCCUGUGCACAAAGCAAGGUCCAUAAAGGCAUUGUUUGAGUGGAAGAAUUUGAGUGGCCUGUACAGAGCCCUGAACUCAACCCCGCUGAACACCUUUUGAGAUGAACUGGAAUGCAGACUGUAUGCUGGACCUGCUCACCGGACAUCAGUACCUGGCCUCAGUAAUGCUCUCACAGCCACACUU
This is a messenger RNA of Neoarius graeffei (lesser salmon catfish), 4427 nucleotides long. RefSeq names its product T cell activation inhibitor, mitochondrial (gene tcaim). Gene Ontology annotation, cellular component: mitochondrion. The record is from RefSeq and is a predicted model, not a curated record. Bases 141 to 1607 code for a protein of 488 amino acids. Lineage: Eukaryota; Metazoa; Chordata; Actinopteri; Siluriformes; Ariidae. The transcript is spliced from 11 exons.